AUGGGAGAGUUGAAAGUUGGAAGAGCAUUGAUUGAUUUGGGAGCUAGCAUUAAUUUAAUGUCGCUCUCUAUGUUCAAAAGAAUUGAAGGUUUGGAACUCAAACCUACUAGAAUGGCACUCCAAUUGGCGGACAUGUCACUUAAAUACCCGUAUGGGAUGGUUGAAGAUGUGUUGGUGAAGGUGGACAAAUUUGUAUUUCCAGUGGAUUUUGUCAUAAUGGAGAUGGAAGAGAAUGGAGAUGUGCCUCUCAUUCUAGGAAGACCAUUUAUGAAGACUGCUAGAAUUUUAAUUGAUGUGGAGAAUGGCAAGCUAAAAGUAAGAGUACAAGAUGAAGAAGUGAAUUUUGAUGUAUUCAAAGCCAUGACACACCCUAAGGAUGAUAAAUCAUGUUUCCAAUUUGAUAUGCUCAAUGAAGUUUGUAUGGUGUAA
Vigna umbellata (rice bean) is the source of this 429-nucleotide messenger RNA. RefSeq lists its product as uncharacterized. The record is from RefSeq and is a predicted model, not a curated record. NCBI's taxonomy places the organism in Eukaryota, Viridiplantae, Streptophyta, Magnoliopsida, Fabales, Fabaceae.